AUGCAUCUCUCGGUGAUACAGAUACACAGCAGAGAGAAUGGGCUGUUAUAUUGCCCCAAGACAGUUCUAGUCAUUAAUGCAUGCGAACUUCUCGCCUUGACCUUCACCACCUUCAAACGCCAUCAUGGUCUUUGCUUCUGGAGUCUUCUAUUGACCCCAUUGGGCGUGUUUCCGUAUGCACUGGGAUGGCUGCUUGGAUACCUUGACAUCCUGGGCACCGACGCGAGUAAGGCCAUCGCAUCGCUGGGCUGGAUCGUACUCGUCAGUGGCCAGUCCGUGGUACUGUAUUCAUGGCUGCACUUGGUAUUGAACAACUUGAGAAUACGGCGCGCUGUGCUAUGGAUGAUUGUGAUCAACAGCACGAUAUGGCACACGACACAGACAGCACUGCUAUUCACUAUUGGACCAAGCGUUGAUGGCAGCAAUCCCACGCCCAUAUUCGUCGCCAUCGAGAAAACUCAAGUGACUUUCUUUUGCGCACAAGAGUUUGUCAUCUCGGACCUGUACCUUUGGGGUACCAUCGAUAUCCUACAGACAUCACUAGGUAGUAAGCAAAAGACGAUGUGGUAUCUCCUGAUCAUCAACCUCCUCAUCGUAGCCAUGGACAUAUCUCUUCUCAUCAUCAUGUACAAGAACCACUAUACGAUCGAACAAGGAGUCAAGCUUGUCAUAUACUCCAUCAAACUCAAGCUUGAGUUCGCUGUCCUUGGAAAACUAGUCGAUGUCGCGCAGAGCCGCGGAGGAUCGAGUGUUUCCGAAACACCUCCAGCUCGCUUCAUCGAGAUGCACCCUCGGGAACAUGGAAGAAGCGACAACCUCCCUGAAAUAGUACACCUUGAGAACACGGCUGCACGGAGGAUGGCCGAUGAUGAGGAGAGCAUGUGCCAUCUUUAUGACGAUGCGAUCAAGCAGGUAUACAAAGGCUGA
This is a messenger RNA of Fusarium verticillioides 7600, 927 nucleotides long. RefSeq lists its product as hypothetical. The record is from RefSeq and is a predicted model, not a curated record. The transcript has 2 exons. Bases 1 to 927 code for a protein of 308 amino acids. NCBI's taxonomy places the organism in Eukaryota, Fungi, Ascomycota, Sordariomycetes, Hypocreales, Nectriaceae.